Molecule: messenger RNA, 1765 nt
Organism: Vigna radiata var. radiata (mung bean)
Lineage: Eukaryota; Viridiplantae; Streptophyta; Magnoliopsida; Fabales; Fabaceae
Product: 3-dehydroquinate synthase homolog
Exons: 9
Coding region: 20-1357 (445 amino acids)
Biological process (GO): aromatic amino acid biosynthetic process
Molecular function (GO): oxidoreductase activity; 3-dehydroquinate synthase activity
Source: RefSeq, a predicted model, not a curated record
UCAUCAACUACAACAUAGGAUGGCACUGCUGUCACAUAUUUGCAUCUCUCACUUCUCUUCUAUUACACCUUCUUCAUCUUUCUCCGUUUCACCAACCACUUUCCUCCAAUGCUCUUGGUUGUCCACAGACUCUGGAAACAUUCGAGCCACAAACCUUUGUUCCAACUUUAAUUCUCUUCAUUGUGGAAAGACCCUUUUGCGGCAUAGGCAUAAUAGUCCUUGUUUCUCAAUGCCAUCUUCUUCUUCUUCUUCUUCUUCUUCUUCUCAUUCUCGGACAUCGUGGGAUGAGACUGGUAAACGAUCCAAGAGAGUGUGGAUAUGGACCACGAACAAGCAGGUAAUGACUGCGGCAGUAGAGAGAGGAUGGAAUACUUUUGUUUUCCCAUCACACCAUCGGCAACUUGCUCAAGAAUGGUCUUCAAUUGCAGUAAUAUGCCCACUUUUUGUUAAUGAGGGAGAGGUUUUGGAUGAACAGAAUAAAAGGGUAGCCACAAUUUUUGACGUUUCAAACCCAGAGGAGCUAGAGGGACUUAGACCAGAGGAUGAACAGGCAGAGACCAUUGUAGUUAAUUUACUAGAUUGGCAGGUAAUACCUGCUGAAAAUAUAAUAGCUGCAUUUCAAAGAAGCCAAAAGACCGUGUUUGCCAUAUCUAAUAAUACAUCUGAAGCUCAGGUGUUUCUUGAGGCGCUUGAACAUGGUUUAGAUGGCAUAGUUAUGAAGAUUGAAGACGUUGAAGCUGUUCUUGAGCUAAAGGCAUAUUUUGACAGAAGAAUUGAAGAAAGCAAUCUACUGAGCUUGACUAAAGCCACUGUGACACAUAUUCAAGUGGCUGGAAUGGGGGAUCGUGUUUGUGUAGAUCUCUGCAGUCUCAUGAGACCUGGUGAAGGACUUCUGGUUGGAUCUUUUGCCAGAGGAUUAUUUCUUGUUCACUCAGAAUGCUUGGAGUCAAAUUACAUUGCAAGUAGGCCUUUCCGGGUGAAUGCAGGACCAGUGCAUGCCUAUGUUGCUGUUCCAGGAAACAGAACAUCCUACCUGUCAGAAUUGAAGUCGGGAAAAGAAGUUAUUGUUGUUGAUCAGCAGGGUCACCAACGAAUUGCUAUUGUUGGGCGUGUAAAGAUAGAAAGUAGACCACUAAUCCUAGUGGAGGCAAAGAUAGAAUCAGAUAAUCAAACUAUCAGCAUCCUUUUACAAAAUGCAGAAACAGUUGCAUUGGUUUGUCCCCCACAAGGAAAUACACUGUCAAAAACAGCCAUUCCAGUGACCUCACUCAAAGUUGGAGAUGAAACUCUUUUGAGAAUACAAGGAGGUGCUCGGCAUACAGGAAUAGAAAUUCAAGAAUUUAUAGUUGAGAAAUGAACUAGUAAUAAUGUAUUCAAGUUGUAAUACUCAUUCAAAUUGUGAACCUUUGUUCUCCCUGCAGUUAUGAUGGUAGAGUAGAUUAUGAUCUGGCCAGAGACAUGGAAACGAGCAGCUUAUAUUUUACUCUACACAUGACAUUUGAGUUAUGGAGUUAGGUUGGGCCAAAGGGUUUAACACGAUUGCACAAAAGCAGUAAUUCACAGAACUGUUGAUGUAAUCACCAAGUGUUUGUUAACUUCACCAUCACGAUUGAGCUCUAAAUGCAUCUUGGAUGGAAGUAGCUCUCCAUUUCCUUCUUUCAAAUGUUUUUAGGGGCCUAUGAACUGAGAGUUUGCAUAGGGUUCAUCUAAAUCAAAGAUGUUGCUGACAUUUUCUUCAACAUUUAAAAAUUGAGGUGUCAUCUCU